Messenger RNA from Micromonas commoda, 1206 nucleotides. RefSeq lists its product with no specific name. NCBI's taxonomy places the organism in Eukaryota, Viridiplantae, Chlorophyta, Mamiellophyceae, Mamiellales, Mamiellaceae. The transcript has 2 exons. Gene Ontology annotation, cellular component: cytoplasm. The record is from RefSeq and is a predicted model, not a curated record. Bases 1 to 1203 code for a protein of 400 amino acids. Gene Ontology annotation, molecular function: ATP binding; ATP hydrolysis activity; GTP binding.
AUGCCUCCCAAGAAAGUCGAACCCGAGGAGAAGCUCGGCCCCUGGGCCCUCGGCCGCUUCACCAGCAACCUCAAGGUCGGCCUCGUCGGUAUGCCCAACGUCGGCAAGUCCACGCUGUACAACGCCCUGUCGAACUGCUCCAUCCCCGCCGAGAACUUCCCCUUCUGCACCAUCGAUCCCAACUCGACGCGCGUGAACGUCCCCGACGAUCGCUUCGACUGGCUCGUGGACCACCACAAGCCCAAGUCCGUGGUUCAGCCCUACCUCGAGAUCGUCGACAUCGCCGGUCUCGUCAAGGGCGCCGCGGAGGGAGCCGGUCUCGGUAACGCCUUCCUCUCGCACAUCAAGGCGGUCGACGGCAUCAUCCACGUCAUGCGCGCCUUCGACGACCCGGACGUCAUCCACGUCGAAGAUCGCGUCGAUCCCGUGGACGACAUCGAGAUCAUCACCAGCGAGCUCCGCAACAAGGACCUGGAGUUCAUGAACAUGACCAAGGGCAAGCUCGACAAGGAUAAGCAGAAGGCGGCGCAGAACCCGCAGAUGGCCAAGGCGCACGCCACCGAGACGGCGUGCGUCGAGAAGGUCAUCAAGUGGCUCGAGGAUGGCAAGGAAGUUCGCAACGGGAUGGACGAGUGGUCCACCACCGACAUCGACUUCCUCAACAAGUACCAGCUCCUCACCGCCAAGCCCGUCAUCUACGUCGUCAACCUCACCAAGAAGGACUACGCGAGGAAGGCGAACAAGUGGCUCAAGAAGAUUCACGAGUGGGUCAUGGGCCACGGCGGCGGCGUCAUCAUCCCCUUCUCCGGAGCCUUUGAGGCUGAGCUCCAGGACGUGCCCGAGGAGGGCAAGGCUGAGUACGAGAAGGAGCAGGGCAUGACCUCCGUCCUUCCCAAGAUCAUCAAGACCGGGUUCAGCACCAUCCACCUCAUCUAUUUCUUCACCGCGGGGCCCGACGAGGUGAAGGCGUGGUGCAUUCGCAAGGGUUUCAAGGCUCCGCAGGCGGCGGGCGCCAUCCACACCGACUUUGAGCGCGGCUUCAUCUGCGCCGAGGUUAUGGGUUUCGACACCCUGAAGGAGCUCGGAACCGAGGCGGAGGUGAAGGCUAAGGGGAAGUACAGGCAGGAGGGUAAGACGUACACGGUGGAGGACGGGGACAUCAUCUUCUUCAAGUUCAACGUCACCGCGGCCAAGAAGAAGUGAUGA